AAAGCCUUGAUCGUACGACUGAGGGUGUGUGUGAGUGUGUUUUAAGAUAGCCCGUCACUCGCCGAAAUUGAAACAAAACAAUUGUAACAAUGGCAAUGAUUCUGGCAUACUGGGAUAUCAGAGGGCUCGCUCAGCCAAUCCGCCUGCUGUUGGAGUACACGGACACCAAAUAUGAGGAGAAACUCUACGCUUGCGGCGAAGCUCCCAAUUAUGACAAAAGUUGUUGGUUUGACGAGAAGCCCACACUUAAGAUGGAUUUCCCCAAUCUGCCUUAUCUUGCGGAUGGAGACAGGAAAAUAGUCCAAAGCAAUGCCAUCAUGAGAUACAUUGCUCGGAAGCAUAAGCUUUGUGGGGAGACUGAGGAUGAGAAGGUUCGGGUGGACAUCCUUGAAAAUCAGGCAAUGGACUUCCGUAAUGGCUUUGUCAUCCUCUGCUAUACAGAUCUUGAGAAAAAGAAGCCUGGAUACUUGAAACAACUCCCUGACACCCUGAAGCAAUUCUCUGAUUUUUUGGGAGACAGGAAAUGGUUCGCUGGAGAUAAGAUUACCUUUGUGGACUUCCUCAUGUAUGAGCUUUUGGAUCAACAUCGUAUGUUUGAACCCAAAUGCCUGGAUGAGUUCAAGAAUCUUAAGGAGUUUCUGGACCAUUUUGAGGGGCUUGAAAAGAUAGCAGCGUACAUGAAAUCCAGCAAGUUCAUGAAGACUCCAGUGAAUAAUAAAAUGGCGAAGUGGGGCAACAAGAAAGAGUGAAACGACUUUGAAAAGCAAACAUGUCCUAUGUGAUGAGGACAUCACUGUAGCAGAAGUUAAUAGGCGUUAUGAAGAACAUUUCCAUUGUAUUCAUGUAGAAUAUGUUUUCCUCUACAGACACGUUCUGUCCUUACACUGCUUUUUUAAGUUCCAGUGUUUUAUGAGGUCUUCAGAAGACGAGUAGUGUUUUGUGAUUUGUUAUCCUGGUCUAAGGCCAAUUUAUGUUCUGCCUCAAGUAAUAAGAACAAGCACUUCAUUUUGUCAUGUUUAUAUUUGAUCUGUAUUACUUCUGAAAUUUGUAUUGUGAAACAAUAACUGCAAGAGCACUCUUUUGACUUGAUAAAAGGCAACAUCUUUUCA
This is a messenger RNA of Sardina pilchardus (European sardine), 1109 nucleotides long. RefSeq names its product glutathione S-transferase Mu 3-like. Gene Ontology annotation, biological process: glutathione metabolic process. The transcript has 8 exons. The record is from RefSeq and is a predicted model, not a curated record. The coding region runs from base 90 to 749 and encodes 219 amino acids. Lineage: Eukaryota; Metazoa; Chordata; Actinopteri; Clupeiformes; Clupeidae. Gene Ontology annotation, molecular function: glutathione transferase activity.